Messenger RNA from Zootoca vivipara (common lizard), 3461 nucleotides. It is a transcript of the gene ACTR8, whose product is annotated as actin related protein 8. The record is from RefSeq and is a predicted model, not a curated record. Lineage: Eukaryota; Metazoa; Chordata; Lepidosauria; Squamata; Lacertidae.
CACCCGCCUCCGGGUGACUGGAGGCGGAGGAAGGGGUCGGGCGCCGGCUUCCUCGUCGCAGCCUUUUCGGGGCGGAGAAGAAGCGGCCUCCGCCUCCAGCUUCCCGGAGUCUCCCGCUGCCUCGCUCGAGCGACCCGCGGAGGAAGCGGGUCGGGGAUGACCCAGGCGGAGAAAGGGGAAGCGGCGGCGGCGGAGAAUGGGAAGGACAAGGAGCGCGACAAGGAGAAGGAGCAGCGCGGCACCAAGAGGCCCAUCGUGCCUGCCGCCGUGCCGGAGUCCCUGCAGGAGCAAAUACAGAGCAACUUUAUUGUUGUGAUACAUCCUGGCUCAAUGACUUUAAGGAUUGGAAGAGCUACAGACACACUUCCUAUUGGCAUUCCUCAUGUCAUUGCAAGAAGGCACAAACAGCAAGGGCAACCCAUGUAUAAAGACAGUUGGCUUCUAAGAGAAGGACUCAAUAAACCCGAAAGUACUGAACAAAGACAGAAUGGUCUCAAAAUGGUUGACCAAGCAAUAUGGUCCAAAAAGAUGUCAAAUGGUGCCAGACGUAUACCAGUGUCACCUGAUCAGGCCCGAUCUUACAAUAGGCAGAUGAGACCUGCUAUUUUAGAUCAUAGCUCUGGAACAAAAUGGACAAACACUGCCCAUCAUCCUGAAUAUGUCAUUGGAGAAGAGGCAUUAUAUGUUAACCCUAUGGACUGUUACAAUGUUCAUUGGCCUGUUCAUCGAGGGCAGUUGAACCUUCACUCGGGGCCAAGUGGUUCCCUUACUGCAGUCCUAGCUGAUCUUGAAGUUAUAUGGUCGCAUGCAAUACAGAAGUAUUUAGAAAUACCUCUGAAGGAUUUGAAGUAUUACAGGUGUAUUUUGCUAAUUCCAGACAUCUAUAACAAGCAGCAUGUGAAAGAAAUAGUAAAUAUGAUCCUAAUGAAGAUGGGAUUCUCAGGCAUAGUGGUCCAUCAGGAAUCUGUCUGUGCUACUUUUGGAAGUGGCUUAGGUAGUGCAUGCGUCGUUGAUGUGGGGGAUCAGAAGACAAGUGUCUGCUGUGUCGAAGAUGGUGUUUCGCAUCGUAACACUAGGUUAUGCCUUGCAUAUGGAGGUUCUGAUGUGUCAAGAUGCUUUUAUUGGCUUAUGCAGCGAGCUGGGUUCCCUUACAGAGACUGCCAACUAGCUAAAAAGACAGAUUGCCUUCUCCUGCAGCACUUAAAAGAAACAUUUUGUCAUUUAGACCAGGAUUUAUCUGGACUAAAAGAUCAUGAGUUUCAAGUCCGUCACCCAGAUUCUCCAGCUUUGCUGUAUCAGUUGCGCUUGGGAGAUGAAAAGUUACAGGCUCCUAUGGCAUUAUUUUAUCCAGCAACCUUUGGAAUUGUGGGGCAGAAAAUGACAUCUUUGCAGCAACGAUCACAAGGUGAUCCUGAGGAUCCGCAUGAUGAACAUUAUCUCUUAGCUACACAAAGUAAGCAGGAGCAGUCUGCAAAAGCAACAGCCGACAGGAAGUCGAUUUCCAAGCCUAGUGGAUUUGAGGGAGAUCUGCGUGGCCAGUCUGCAAGCGUUGCUGAAAAUCUCUAUCCUCCAGAAGUGGAGAUUGGCACUUCACACGGUGACUGCAUUAUGGGUGGAAAUGAGUCUGAAGAACCCCUUACAGCUCACAUGUCCAGGAAAACUGCUGUAUCUCAGUUUGAAGGGAAAGCGUUAGGCCUUGACAAAGCAAUCUUGCACAGUAUUGAUUGUUGUGCAUCUGACGAUACCAAAAAAAAAAUGUACAGUUCCAUCCUGGUCGUAGGAGGUGGUCUGAUGUUCCACAAAGCCCAGGAGUUCCUUCAGCACAGAAUUCUCAACAAAAUGCCUCCUUCUUUCAGGAGAGUUGUUGAAAACGUAGAAGUUAUUACGAGACCAAAGGACAUGGAUCCUCGUUUGAUAGCAUGGAAAGGGGGUGCUGUUCUAGCCUGCCUGGAUACAACACAGGAGCUCUGGAUAUAUCAACGAGAAUGGCAGCGAUUUGGUGUCCGUAUGUUACGCGAAAGAGCUGCUUUUGUGUGGUGAUCUCGUGCAAUAUUUAGAUAGAGAGUAAUACUCAGCAUUUUUUCCUCUUUAUAGCCCUAACAUUUGUGUUUUUAAUAAAAUCUGUAUAAAAGUAUCUUGUUUCUUCUGGGCUGUUAAAGCUUUUCUCUAGAUUUAUGCUUUGGGGUGGUCUCAGUGAAGCUCCUAUUGUGACUACAUUAAUAAUUCUCAUUUAGUAUGAGGGAAGUAUACAGCUAGGGGUUGUCUCUAUCUACUGCCCAGAACAGGCAGUCAUAUGGUUUGUUACGCUCACUUCCCAGUUCCUUUCUUGCCUCCUCCAGGAUCAGAGCAAUUUUUCAGCUAUUCCUCUUCAGCAUUUUCUCUCAGAACUUAAUUCUCUCCCUACUCAUCUUUUUCUCACUUCUUUCUUGCCCCUGUUGACUUCUCUUCCUCCACUUUAAAAUGGGAUGAGUGAGGAAAGGUGACAGCAAAGCUGAUUAAAAAAAAUAGCACAAGACAUGUUCAUACAGUCAGAGGUUUCUAAAGGUUAUUGAGCAGGCACUGUCGAGUCCCCAGAUGAGAGGUACCAGGGUGAGUGAUGUCCAGAACAAGAGACAGACACGGAACAGGACUUCAAUUUCCCAAUUGAUAAAAUCACCCAGGAGUGAUGCAAAAAUCUACUAACAGUCAUAGUGAAUCUCUUUUCUUUUCUGGUCAUCUCGUCUGAAGGCCGAAGGUCCAGUAUUGUAUAAACAUUGCAGAAUGGGCUGAAACCAUGAGUCAUGUGUGUGUCAGGUUGUGAUUAUGUGGAAUCUCAAAUGGUCUCUUCCUUGGUUAACAGUUAAUAAAGUUUGAGGGAAUUUCCUUGCAACUUAUGUCACACUCCCUGUCUCCCAGAAGCAGGAACAAGCUGAGCUAGCUGGUGAGGAAAUUAAAAGUUCCAGAAUUUUAUUCUGUGGAACAUUUGGACACAUCUGCUUCAGAAGCAAAAUAGGAUGAGCUCGAGAAGUGGAGGCACUAAAGGGUUCCAGGACAGCUUCUGUGGAGGAUGUUUGGCACCUUCUCCCUCAGAAAGAGAUGAAGUCCUGAGGGCUGGGGGAAUUCCCUGUUCCCCUCUCCCCACACUCCCGGCACGAAGCAGGUAGAUUUGGAAAGAACCAAUUGUUUCUGCCUAGGGAGCUGCAUCUUUGACUCCAAAGCCCUGAGGGGGCAACAGGGGAGUGUUUCCAAGUGUUUCAAUAAUUUUUUAAAAAAACAUAAAUUCCAAGGUCAAUAACUUUUUUUUAGGAUGUAGCCUUGAGGACCACUGGAGUCUUCUGCACCAUCUGAACUAAGUGAGAUGAUUUUUUUUCUGGCUCAAAGGUAUGCAGUACAGUACCGGCACCUUUUUUCCCCUAGAAGAAAAGCACUGAUUAUAGUAAUUGUAAUGUUCUUCUUUAUAUGCUUGUUAUUGUGUGCUGCUU